ACCGAUGCAGACAUUGAACAUAUUGUUUUCUGUCCGUUUGUUUAUUUUUGUGUUGUAGUAGGAAUUCACUGUGAAGAAUACUGAAGUUGUUCAUACUAUUGCUGGUUAUGGUGAAAGCGGUAUUAGUAACGUAGUUGUUAUGUAGAAAGAGGUGAUUUCUAUUAUUGGCCAUUCGUAUGGAAAUUUUCAUCUCUGCAUGGGUGUGUGCUUGUGGGAGUUACCUAAAUAGAAAUGGAAUAGACUAGUUAGUAGUCUUGUUCUUACGCAAACAAACGUAUGCGAAGCGUGGGUAAAAAGAGAAGCAGAGUCUGCAUUACUAAAGCGUAGUAGAGUGACUAGUAAAGUGGAACGUACUUGCUGUGGAAUAUUUUUGUUCUUUAAAUGUGGCAAACUAAUUGCACGUAAGAAUGGAAGAAGAAAGUACUAGGGUAUUACGAAGUAGUAGGUCAAGAUCAAAUACUCCAUUCAUACGUACAAGCCGUGAUAGGGAGGUUACUCAUGGCACAGAAGAGUUCAGACAUGUUAUUUCAACAACCCAAACAAAGAGAAGGCUGAGGGGUUCCAGCGGUCAGAAGUCUGGAGUAACCCGAGCCAGAGAAUCUCACACCAGUGAAGUGAGUGUUACUGCUCUUGGGCAUGUGCGUACGAAGACUGGUAAUGAUAGUGAUUCUUCUACCGAGCAUGCAGUAGAAGAUGAACAAAAGAUUGGCAGGCAGUCAGAUCACCAGAGAGCAAAACGUCGCCUGCUGAUUAAUGGGGCUACACCUCAAAAAGGAGAUGAAGCCCUUGCCAUGGCAGCAGAAGCACUUGAGAAGGAAAAGCUGCAGAAAAGGAAUCGUUACGAGACCAGUGAUUACUCGAGUGAGGAAAGAGAAGGCAUUGCCUACCAGAUCUACAAGAAAGCUGGAGAUUGGUGGAAUAAAUUCCCAAAGACAGACUAUACAUACUCCCGAGUAUCACCACAUCGCAAAGAGCUAGCACCAGGUGUGAUUCCUAUGCCCAACAUGUCUCGCAGAAGCCUCGGUACUGUGCGCCAGCAUGGUAGCUCAGAAAACAGAAUUUCAAAUAGUACUGUCGCUGCAGUCUCAAAGCAUGAUGUGACAAAAUCACGUUGGUUUGAUCAUUCUACCUCAGGCUCACAGGCAUCCAGGAAAGUUUUAGAAGAUUGGGCUGCUGUGGAUUCAGAUGUGGAUGAUGUGGCUGAAUCACUUAGCAAAAAGACUUCUUCAAGUCGUUCCAAGCAAUGGACUGUCACUACACGUGUUACAUCUUUCUUCCUUGCCAUCUGGACCUUCAUCACUGUCUCAUACAGCCGCACUGUUGACAUUGUGUAUAGACUAGUUGGUCGUCGCCGUGGUGCUGAUAUGUAUGCCACACCCCGCCGAGGCGUGUCUCCUGUGUGGGUUGAAGGACGCUCCAGCUGGUUGCAGAGGCUCUUCACUUGGGUCCAUCACAUGGUGUCCUCAGUAAUGUUGUUGGAUACAUUGCUACUGUCACGUUGGCGCACAACACAAAUAGAACAGGAGCAUGAGAUAUAUUAUGAUGACUACUAUACAGAAAAGGAUGCUGUAACUAAAUCUUUAUCUUCUCAUAAGCGCAACACGUGGAGACUCCUUCUUCUCCUUCUACCCCUCAUCUUUCUGGCAGGUUGGUGGGGUGUGUCUGAGGCUACUGAAUUUACCUUCAAUCCCCUCAUGGAAGCUGUAGAUGUAGUAUGGAAUACCCUUGUUGGGUGCAUGUUGAUUCCAUUUGGAGCUUAUAGUGCCUUGAAGGAGAAAUUGUUCAUGAACAUGGCAGCACCUGAGCUACAUCCUGUUGUGCCGCCACAUAGUGGUGUAGAUCCUCAGCAACAGCAAGCAGUUGAUAUGGAAGCUUUGGCACACUACAUAAUGUCCAGUGCUCAGUUCCAACAAAUGCUGACCACACGGGUUCAUGCAGACACACAGGCUGACCAGAAGGCUGUGCCUGAGUCAUCCAACCAACAGCAGGAACAGGAUAUGUAUAUGAAGCUUUUGGAAGAACAGAAGGCUUCACUCUCACAGCUGACACAUUACCUGCAGCAAAUGCAGCAGAAAGUGGAUCAUCUUAGUUCUCAAGCCGAAAGGAGUCAGUCUCAUGAGCAGGAGUGGGGGCUCAAAUUGGAAGAGCAAAAGCAGGCUUUGAGAAAAGAAGCUGCAACACAAUCGCUGAUAAGAGACAGUGACCAAGUCCUAAUGCGGAAAGAGUUGCGUGAUAUUCAGAGCCGGCUAAGACUCUUACAGGAACAGCAGGCACAGAUGUCACGUAGGUGCUGUCAGCGUAAUACUGGUUCUGUGGCAGUAGAUGGACAUGUUAUUGAGCAACAUGUGUUCAGGGUGUUGGCUGAUCUACUGGGUGCUACAGGAGGACAGUUUUCAGGAAACCCUGAAGACUUGCGUGCAUGGGUUAGCAACAUGUUCCUCGCUCGCAGUGAUGUAGAGACCAGGCUUGCCAACCUGACCUUAACACUCCAGCGCCAAAUGAGGGAAGCUAUAUUGCAGUCCAAGGAGUUAAUCAUGGCUUCGGUGUCAGAACACAUCCAGAAUGAAUUUGCCAAAUGGCAGGAGCAGCAGCGGCAACGUGACGUCAUAACCACUGUCACCAGCAGAAUGGAAACGUGGACAACUAACAAUAGUAGUGUGGCAGGACUGACUGACUUACAAGUGCGGGCCAUCGUGGAUGAGGCUUUGGCAAAGUAUGAUGCAGAUAAAACUGGUCUUGUGGACUAUGCCCUUGAAUCUUCAGGUGGAAGUGUCAUAAGUACGAGGUGUACUGAAACUUAUCAGGCGAAGACUCCUCAACUGUCUGUGAUGGGUAUCCCAUUGUGGUACCCUCCAAACAACCCUCGCACUGUUAUACAGCCUGGUGUACACCCUGGUGAAUGCUGGGCAUUCAGUGGUUCCCAAGGGUUUCUUGUUAUCAAACUGUCAGGGCUAAUCCAGAUCAGUGCCUUCAGUCUGGAGCACAUUCCCCGCUCCCUGUCCCCAUAUGGCAGGAUUGACUCUGCCCCAAAGGACUUCACUGUGUGGGGAUUGAAGGACGUGCAGGACACAGAACCUGUGUUGCUUGGGAAGUACACAUAUCAGCAGAAUGGCACUAGUCUUCAACAUUUCAGUGUACAGAACCUAGAUGUUAAUCUGUUUGAGUUGGUGGAGCUCCGUAUUGAAUCUAAUCAUGGACACAUGGAGUAUACCUGCCUAUACAGGUUUCGAGUACACGGUGUUCUCAUCUCCGAGUGACUUCAGCUAUUGGAACUUCAUUCCCACGCUUUGCAAUAAGAUACUUAACUCCAUAUGUUUGGGUGAUCUCUUGUAAUCUCUCACUAAAUCAGUGCUCAGAAAGAUUUGAAACUUCUGUUAACUAAAUGAGAUGGCAAUUUCUGAUAUCCUUUCCAAGGACAUUGAUUUUUAUGUUAUAUAAUAUCAUUACCAUUAUUAUAGGUUAUGUUUCUGACAUCAGAUAUCUUCUAUAUUUCUCUUUCCGUAGGAGUUAUGUGUAUGUGUUGUUAUUGUCUUAUUAUUCAGAAUCAGCUGUGCCCAACCUGGAUUGAAAGAAUGGUCCUGUGUCUGCAUUCGAGAUUUUGUUUUCAAAUAGAGUAAAGACUAAAAACAUUUAAAUAAAUAAUCUGAACUGUCCUGAUCAAGUACAUGUAUAUUUGUAAUGCAAUAACCAUCUUUUGCUUUAAAAGAUAGUAAAUUUUAGAAUUUUAAUUUUGACAUAUUGUUCAUCUGCUGAAAUUUGCAUUUUGGGGGCUUUUUAAUGUAUGUAUAUAAAGAUGCUUAAUCUCACUGAUGUCUCAUAAUACUGUAAUUUUAGAUUUGCUUUAUAACUUUUCUCAACCAUUUUCACUUCCUUGACAAACUUAAUUAGGAAAAUUAGCAACAGUUUCUCUUAUUUUUAAGAUUAAAAUUUAAACACGAGUAACAUAUGCAGUAGGUACAAAAUAAGAACAGUAAUUAAAUAUUUAAAUCUAUUUAGGACAGGUUGUGAUAUUUAAUUCUCAUAGUUUUGUUUAGUUUUGGUAUUGAGGCAGUAUUCUACAAGCUGGAAGGUUGUGGAUUCGAUUUCUGAUGAGGUCAUUGGGAUUUUUAAAUUGACCUGAUCUUCCAGCC
Molecule: messenger RNA, 4130 nt
Organism: Cryptotermes secundus
Lineage: Eukaryota; Metazoa; Arthropoda; Insecta; Blattodea; Kalotermitidae
Exons: 16
Coding region: 408-3257 (949 amino acids)
Biological process (GO): nuclear envelope organization
Cellular component (GO): meiotic nuclear membrane microtubule tethering complex; nuclear envelope
Molecular function (GO): protein-membrane adaptor activity
Source: RefSeq, a predicted model, not a curated record